GCUCUGCGGGCCGGGAGGGGCUCUGAGCUGUGGCGGCCGCGACGCCGCGCCCGCUUGCGCUUGCUUUCUCCCGCUAGCCGGCUGGCUGGCCCCGCGCCGCAGGACCUGCGCUUCGCUUCCCCUGGCCAUGCAGCGCCUGGCCAUGGACCUGCGGGUGCUCUCCCGGGAGCUCUUCUUCUACCUGGAGCAUCAAGUCCGGGUUGGGUUCUUCGGCUCGAGAGUGGGCUUAUCCCUGAUUCUGGGCUUCAGCGCCGCUUAUGCCUGCUACUACCUGAGCAGCAUUGCCAAGAAGCCCCAAUUAGUGACGGGGGGUGAGAGUUUCAGCCGCUUCCUUCAGGACCACUGCCCCGUGGUGACAGAAACGUACUACCCGACGGUCUGGUGCUGGGAGAGUCGAGGACAGACGCUGCUGAGACCCUUCAUCACGUCCAAGCCCCUGGUGCAGUACAGGAAUGAACUUAUUAAAACUGCAGAUGGAGGACAGAUUUUGCUGGACUGGUUUGAUAAUGAUAACAGUAAGUGUUUUAUGGAUGCCAGCAUCAGACCGACUAUCUUAUUGUUGCCCGGCCUCACUGGAACAAGCAAAGAAUCAUAUAUCCUUCAUAUGAUCCAUCUUAGUAAAGAAUUGGGAUACAGAUGUGUGGUUUUUAACAACAGAGGAAUGGCGGGGGAGAAUCUCUUGACGCCAAGGACGUACUGCUGUGCUAACACUGAAGACCUGGAGACGGUGAUUCACCACGUCCACACUCUGUACCCUUCUGCUCCUUUUCUGGCAGCAGGGGUUUCAAUGGGAGGAAUGCUGCUUUUAAAUUACCUGGGGAAAAUUGGGCCAAAAACUCCUUUGAAGGCAGCUGCAACUUUUUCAGUUGGCUGGAACACUUUUGCUUGCUCGGAGUCGUUGGAGAAACCACUCAACUGGCUUCUUUUUAAUUAUUAUCUGACAACGUGCCUGCAGUCUUCAGUGAAUAAGCACCGGCAUAUGUUUGUAAAGCAGAUUGACAUGGAUCAUGUCAUGAAGGCUAAAUCCAUCAGAGAGUUUGAUAAGCGAUUCACUUCAGUCAUGUUUGGAUACCGAACAAUCGACGAUUACUACACUGAUGCCAGUCCAAAUCGUAGGCUGAAAUCAGUGGGGAUUCCAGUGCUGUGUCUGAAUUCUGAGGAUGAUGUUUUUUCACCCAGUCAUGCCCUUAAUACAGUCUCACUACACUGAAAUAGGGGGCGAUCGUCUGCGUUGAGAGCACGGGCAGCCGGCGUCCUCCACGUGGCUCGAAUGUGGCGCAGCCGUUUGUUCUUCUGAUGUGACUCUAUCUAUCAGUGUUAGAAGUUCCUGAGUGUAUCCAGAGUGUGAAACCGGGGCUCUCCAUAAUUACAUUAGAGGAAAAUGAAGCACUCUAAAUCUAAGCCCUUAAAGUAAGGUGAAAAAGGAAAAGCAAAAAUAGCAUCAGUCAUUUCGCCUGCCCACUCCCCCCAAACCCCCUUAAGCUCUCACACCUGAUCCCAAGAUAGGAGAUGUUUAUUUUUAGGUGUGGCUGGCUAAGGAGGUGAGUUCAGGACUCCUUUUAGACAAGGACUAGACUUGCUGGGCCUUUCUUUAGGAUCUCUAAGUUUAUUCUUCAAGGAGCGUUGUGAAGGAUCAGAUGAAGAGCAUCAUCUCAACGGGCGGUUUGGGCACGGCAGCCGCUCUGCCUUGGAAGGAGGUCGGUUCUCCAAUAGCAUGUCAGCCUCCUUUCCUUCCUUAGAAGGGCGUAGGGUAGGGAGAUCUUACCUUUAAAUAAUUCAUUCAUCCCUAAGACUUUACCCAAGAUAUCGGGCAAAGAUAUUACAUCAAGCGUGUUGUCUGAACCAGGGAGAUAAGAUUUAGUCAUAUCUGAAAUCAAAACACUUCACAUGGCAGUUGUGAUCCAUUAUAGGUCUUAAAUCAAAACAUUUUCACUGUUUGAACUCUAAGCAUGGGAGAAAAAACAACUGUAAUUCAUGUCCUUUAGAGUAAAGUUUUUACUCCGGAUAAAUUUUGAAGAGCAAAUGAAAAGACUGUCAUUACUGGUGAAUUAUUUAAAUACAGCAACUAUAUUUUCGAAAUAAAGUUUUUCUUUCUCCUGACUAUAAAUAGAAACAGAGAAGCAAGAAAAAGAAAAAGUAAUCAAUGUUUCACCACCCAAAGAUAAACACUGUUAUCACUUGGGAGUAUUUUAGUCCAUCCUUUUUCGCUAUGUAUGUUUUUACUGUGUAAAUCAUAUUUAUAAUUCUGAAUCCUUAAUAUAGCCACCAGUUGGCCCCAGAAAUCUAACUUCAUGUAAAGUUAACCAGUCUUACAUAAUGAAUUUAUGACUCUCACAAAGGUAAUAAUAUUAAUUGUAUUUUUUUCCCUGCUGUAACACCUAAGUGGGAAUCUUGUAGCAAAAUGUAAAUAUUCACCAUUUCUUGAAUUAUCUUGCUUUAAUUUCUCAAAAUAAGACUGGGCCUAUACUUCUAUGUUAUGAUUAAACACUUGGGUUGAUUUUUUCCAAAAACGAUGGUCCAGUACGUAACGGGAGACAUAAACUAUUAUAAGACUAAGAUGGUUGACAUAAAUUAGUCAGACUUAUUCUAUUAGCCAUACUCAUUAAAAAUAUUUAUUUGUUUAGUGGUGUUUUGGUUUAUAAUGAUUGGAAAUGAUAAAGGCAUACACUUUUCCUAACAAAAACUGGUAGUAAUUAUGUUUUUUCUCUCUCCUACCUCUCUGUUACCCCUCCCCCCUUUUUUC
This is a messenger RNA of Equus quagga, 2743 nucleotides long. RefSeq names its product abhydrolase domain containing 3, phospholipase (gene ABHD3). Gene Ontology annotation, molecular function: A2-type glycerophospholipase activity; monoacylglycerol lipase activity; acetylesterase activity. The record is from RefSeq and is a predicted model, not a curated record. The transcript is spliced from 9 exons. Lineage: Eukaryota; Metazoa; Chordata; Mammalia; Perissodactyla; Equidae. The coding region runs from base 128 to 1210 and encodes 360 amino acids. Gene Ontology annotation, biological process: medium-chain fatty acid biosynthetic process; medium-chain fatty acid catabolic process; phosphatidylcholine metabolic process.